CCAACAACCAACGCUAUCGAUUAAUAUACGACAAAUUGACAAACCCCUAAAACAACUCUCUCUCUCAUACUCCGUAAUAGAAAACAACCGUCUUCUCCCCCCCUCGCUUCUUCCUCUGCAAAACCCUUACUGUCAAGACUAAAUCUCAAUCGAUCAUAACCAGAGCGAAGAAUCGAGAGGAAUUUCCUUCACGCGACGACGUUUCCCUUCACCUGGCAGCGCUUCCGCUCACCUGGUGGAGCUUCUCACGAUAAGAUUGAAUAAUCAAAUUUGAAGAAUGGGGGCUGGAAAACGUGAGAUAAAGAAUCCAUCUCAAGAAGAUUGAUUAUGUAACUGCAAGACAAAUGACUUUCUCAAAGAGAAGAAGAAGGUUAAUCAAGAAAGCUCAGGAACUUUCAACUCUAUGUGAUGCUAAAAUUGGCCCUAUUGUCUUCUCUUCUAUUGGAAAGCUCGUUGAGUUUUCAAAUUCAAGGUUAUUGCAUCGUUGCUGCCAAAUGAGAGGAGUAAUCACUUUAUUUGGCUUUCUAUGCCCAUCUGGAAUAUCUCCUGCACCACAAUUUAAGAAGUGGGAGAUAAAGAAAAUUCAAGAGGAUCAAAUAUCCCGUUCUGAGUACAUCAAGAAUACAUUGACCACAGUUGAGGCAACCAAAGGAAGAGUCUUCUUAGCACCGUAUAAUGAUGGGCGCCAUUGGGUGUUGUGUGUCAUUGAUCCGUACAAUGAUGUUGUGUAUUUUCUGGAUCCUCUACACAAUGAAAAGUACAAGGGCAUAGGGAAAGGAGUUCAAGAUGAUUUGCGUAAGAUUGUAGAAAGAGCACUUUUUGGUUUUCGAACCGAAAAAGGAUUGUUGAAGAAAAUUAAAAUGAGCACCAAGUGGAUACAGAUACAAUGUCCUCGGCAAAAGAAUGUCAUGGAUUCUGGAUAUUAUGUCAUGAGAUACAUGAAAGAGAUCAUCGACCAUAAGCAAACUCGAAUAUUUGAAGAUUACUUUCAUGAUUGCAAUGUUCCGAAUUAUGAUCAAGGACAAAUUGAUGAAGUCAGAGCUCAAUGGACGCGUCAUGUUCUUCUCAUGUUAAUAUUGUGAUGUAUUAAUUAUGUUUUUCGACUAGAAUUUUUCUAGAACGUUUUAAUUUCAUUUUAUUGGUUUCAAAUUAAAAGAAGUACUAUAUGACAAGGAUACUUCUCUCUGUUUUGUAGUGUGUUUUUAUUCUACUGUGUAUUUAGGCAUAUAUGAUUUUAAGUUAUGUACGAGAUAUCGAGACGUUUAUUUGAUAUGAUAGAAAUGAAGUUGGAUGUUAUAUGUAUUCAA
Spinacia oleracea (spinach) is the source of this 1307-nucleotide messenger RNA. RefSeq lists its product as uncharacterized. The record is from RefSeq and is a predicted model, not a curated record. NCBI's taxonomy places the organism in Eukaryota, Viridiplantae, Streptophyta, Magnoliopsida, Caryophyllales, Amaranthaceae. Gene Ontology annotation, biological process: proteolysis. The transcript has 7 exons. Gene Ontology annotation, molecular function: protein dimerization activity; cysteine-type peptidase activity; DNA binding. Bases 345 to 1082 code for a protein of 245 amino acids.